CUAUUUCGCGUGGAUGGUGUAGCUCUCCGGCAGUCUGCUGGAGCCGCACACACGGAUUAGAGGGCUGCCUCGCGUCAGCCAGCGUCUGAACGGAGAGAGAGAGGAGCAGCAGCCGUCGGUCGGAGAGAGGACGCCUGCAGCAGGAGCAGGAGCAGCAGGAGGACCAGCCUUGGUUGGAUAAUUGUUCUGCUGGAGCCUGACGGAGGUGAAGCACCUCGCCUCACCGAGCCGGAGCAGCACCUGGGGGGGAGGACGGAGAAACCAGAGGCACCGGAGAGCCUCCACCCGGGGAGCCAUGUGAGCGGCGCUCGCCCCUCGGCCAACUUCACACCACUCAACUCCCCCUAAGUGUCUGCCCUCGGAGCUGGGGAGGGACAGCCAGGACCCCCAACCCCUCCCCUCCCCUGUUCUCCCUGCUGGAACCCGCAACACUUUCCAGGCUCUUGUGGAGGGACCCCUAUAGUCACCCCCCCCCACCGGGCUGGAGGCGGCUCCCCAGCACCAUGGAUUACCUGCUGGGGGUGGUGGUGGUGCUGCUGUGCGGGGCGGCAGGAGCGGAGCCCCGGCACAACGUACCCAGACUAAGGCUGUCGUACAAGGAGAUGUUAGACUCCAGCAACCUCGUCACCUUCAACGGCCUGGCCAACAGUUCGAGUUAUGACACGUUCCUAUUGGACGAGGAGCGAGGGCGGCUACUGGUCGGGGCGGAGGAUCACAUCUUCUCAUUUGACCUCAUCAACAUCAACAGAGACUACAAACAGAUUGCGUGGCCGGCGACUCCUUCCAAGAGGGACGAAUGCAAGUGGGCGGGGAAGGACCUUGGGAAGGAGUGCUCCAACUUCAUCCGGGUCCUGCAGCCGUACAACCAGACCCACCUGUACAUCUGCGGCACGGGAGCCUUCCACCCCAUCUGUGCUUACCUGGAAAUGGGAAAGAGGGCCGAGGACAACGUCUUCCGCCUGGGCUCCCAGUUUGAGAACGGCCGGGGGAAAAGCCCCUACGACCCGAGGAUGCUCUCAGCGUCGCUGCUGAUCGACGGGGAGCUUUACUCCGGCACGUCCGCCGACUUCAUGGGCCGGGACUUCGCCAUCUUCCGUACGCUGGGGGAUCACCACCCGAUCCGGACGGAGCAGCACGACUCCAGGUGGCUCAACGAUCCGCGGUUCGUCGGUGUGAACCUGAUCCCCGAGAGCGACAACCCCGAAGACGACAAGAUCUUCCUGUUCUUCAAGGAGAACGCCAUGGACGGCGAGCACGCCGGCAAGGCCACCAUCGCCCGGAUAGGCCAGCUGUGUAAGAACGACAUGGGCGGCCACCGCAGCCUCGUCAACAAGUGGACCACCUUCCUGAAGGCCCGGCUCAUGUGUUCGGUCCCCGGGGUCAACGGCAUCGACACGCACUUCGAUGAACUUCAGGACGUGUAUCUGAUGAGCUCCAAGGACCCGAAGAACCCGGUCAUCUACGCCGUCUUCACCACAUCCAGUAACAUCUUCAAAGGCUCGGCGGUGUGUAUGUACAACAUGGCCGACAUCAGGAGGGUGUUCCUGGGGCCGUACGCCCACCGAGACGGACCCAACUACCAGUGGGUGCCCUUCCAGGGCCGGGUGCCCUACCCCCGACCCGGCACGUGCCCCAGUAAGACGUUUGGAGGCUUUGACUCCACCAAGGACCUCCCGGACGACGUGAUCACCUUCGCCCGGGGUCACCCCGCCAUGUUCAACCCGGUGCACCCCAUCGGCGGGCGGCCCAUCAUGGUGCGGACGGACGUGGACUACCAGUUCUCCCAGCUGGUGGUGGACCGGGUGGAGGCGGAGGACGGCCAGUACGACGUCAUGUUCAUCGGCACAGACAUGGGAACGGUGCUGAAGGUGGUGACGAUCCCCCGAGAGAGCUGGCACGACCUGGAGGAGGUCGUGCUGGAGGAGAUGACUGUUUUCAGGGACCCCACCCCCAUCACGGCCAUGGAACUGUCCACCAAGCAGCAACAGCUGUACCUCGGCUCGGCCCUGGGCGUAUCGCAGAUGUCUCUGCACCGCUGCGAGGUGUAUGGGAAAGCCUGCGCCGAGUGCUGCUUGGCCAGAGAUCCCUACUGCGCCUGGGACGGGGCCGAAUGCUCCAGAUACUUUCCCACCGCCAAGAGGAGAACCAGGCGGCAGGACAUCAGGAACGGAGAUCCUCUGUCCCAGUGCUCCGACCUUCAGCAUCACGACGACGUGGACGGGCUGGGCAGCGUGGAGGACCGCAGCGUGUUCGGCGUGGAGAACAGCAGCAUGUUUCUGGAGUGCAGCCCCAAGUCCCAGAGAGCGUUAAUCUACUGGCAGCUGCAGAGCCCCAACGACGACCGCCGACAGGAGAUCAAGCUGGACGAGCGGGUCCUGCGGACGGACCAGGGGCUGCUGAUCCGCAGCCUGAGCCCGGCCGACACGGCCGUGUACCACUGCCAGGCGGUGGAGCACGGCUUCAUCCAGCCGCUGCUGCGCCUCACGCUGCAGGUGAUCCCGGCCCAGCGUCUGGGCGACCUCCUGCCGGGGCUCCCCGCCGCCGCCGGGGCCGCCGGGGCCGGCCAGGGCCACUCCGCCAAGCACCGGGUCUGGUACCGCGACUUCCUGUCCCUCCUGGACCACCCGGAGCUCAACAGCGUGGAGGAGUUCUGCGACCGGGUCUGGAAGAAGGAACGCAAGCAGAAGAAGGUGAAGACGUCCGGAGGGAAACCCGAUGCCGGGGCUGUUGCCGGCAGCUCCGGGGCCGCCGUGGCGGCGCGGCCCAAAGCGAUGCCCCCCACCGCCCAGAAGCAGCAGGCCGGGCCGUCGCAGACCCGGGCGUGGCUCCAGGCGGGGACUCCCACGGCGGAGGGGCCGACCCGGGGCCAGAACCCGCCGCGGGGCCAAGCCAAGCCGAAACAGGGCGGCCAGGGCGGGCAGGCCCGAGCGGCCGGGCCCGCGGUGGCGGGGGGGGCUCGCCUGAGCAGCCAGCACACGGCCAAGUGGAGGCGGAUGCAGGAGAACAAGAAGGGCCGCAACAGGAGGACCCACGAGCUCCAGAGACCCCCCCGCAGCGUGUGAGGGCGGCCGACCCGCCCGCACCAUCAACACGUAGUCCGAGUCGUGAGUCCAGCCACCUCUUCAUCAAAUAAGUUAGCCCCCCCGAGCCCCCAGCGCAGCUUUCAGCUGAACCGCAUACACCUAGGUCAAAUAAAACCCAUUCAGAGACACCAACGCGCAUCAGGAUCGGAGGAUUAACCUGUAAAUGUGUGCCGGAGUGCCGCCUGGCACGUGCUUCGGCCUCCUGUACAUAAGCUACUAAGAUAAAACCGGGGUGGGGGGGGUUUAGGGUAAGCGAACGAGCUGAGAGGACAAAUGUGGAAGACGUUCGUAGAUCUUCAGACGCAGAAACGAUGCGUUCGCUUGCAACGCAGCGCCCCCUACUGGACCCGAGCAUGUGAACCUGCAUAACGUGGAUUAAAAACUCUUAAACUCUUAUUCUGAGGAAGUGUUUGAGGAGGAAAAGGGGGUGGACACGUGUUCAGACGAGCACUCUUAACGUGAACAAACGUUGCAGAUCAGACGCUCCGCCGUAGCCCCCGCCCCCCCCCGGAGCUGGGAAAAGCAUCAUGCAUGUUGUUGUCAAUCAAUGUUUUAAUAAGCUAAUUAUUUUAUGGAAAAAUCUACAGGCUUUUUAAAAAAAAAAAACGAACAAACAAAUAUUUACUUUCCUUUUUAAACCUGUGCUUUGAUUUUUUUGGUGCAGAAGCAGCAGGCGACAUAGCAGCCGUCAUUGUGCAUAACCCCCCCCCCGCAGCCCAGUUCCUGUGUAACUUAUGUUGCUUCUCUCUCUCUCUCUCUCUCUCUCUCUCUCUCUCUCUCUCUGGGGAUUCGUGGAUUUUAUUUUUUUUUUCCCACAAUUCCGAGCUGAGACUCUGCUAAACUCCCAGUCUGGCCCCAGACUGCCGGUUGUCUUGUGUACAUAUGUACCAACCUAAGUCUCUGUGUAUAUAAAGUACAUAUACAGUACAAGAGCACCACUUGAUUAUUAUUUAUUGCUCAUUGUUUUGUGAAAGGGUUGCAUUUAUUUUUGAUAUUAUGGUAUUUUUGGCUCAUCAGUAUCUGGGGAGAAACGAUGGCAGCAGCAACAAAGACUUUGAUGGACCAACUGGCUGAAACUGUGUCAGAGAAUCUCCUUCUUUUUCUUUUGUUUUGUUUUUGUUUCUUCUUCGGGAUGUGAGGUUUGAUUAUAUUUAGAAGCGUGACUACGGUGGGAGGGGGGGGGGGGGGUCGUGAACCACGUUUUUGACAACGAUAAGCACAAUUUUGUCUCCUUUUGCCAUUCGCAGCGAGCCUGGCCAGCCAUUCCCGCUCAUUCAUCAUCUAAACCUUCCCCGCUCAGCUGUUCAGGGGCCUAUUUACGGUCUCUUUGGGGUAAAAAGGCCAGAGUUCCCCCCCGGGGUGGGUCACCGGUCCCCCACAACGCCACAUAUAGAUGACCUGCAGUCACACUCACUUAUAGCGGCUAUUUAAGGUCCUAAUAAGCUCACCUUCGACCUGGCACUCCCCCCUUUCCACCGGUACAGAAUGUACCGAGCCAUCAGAUAGGGUUUAUGCAGGGACGAUUCAACCAAGAAGGCUGCAGAAAUGCUCAGAUCGGCAAUUUUUGAGC
Messenger RNA from Cololabis saira (Pacific saury), 4653 nucleotides. It is a transcript of the gene sema3aa, whose product is annotated as sema domain, immunoglobulin domain (Ig), short basic domain, secreted, (semaphorin) 3Aa. Gene Ontology annotation, biological process: negative chemotaxis; positive regulation of neuron migration; neural crest cell migration. The record is from RefSeq and is a predicted model, not a curated record. The transcript is spliced from 17 exons. Bases 504 to 3062 code for a protein of 852 amino acids. Gene Ontology annotation, molecular function: semaphorin receptor binding; neuropilin binding; chemorepellent activity. Lineage: Eukaryota; Metazoa; Chordata; Actinopteri; Beloniformes; Belonidae.